Molecule: messenger RNA, 376 nt
Organism: Gryllus bimaculatus (two-spotted cricket)
Lineage: Eukaryota; Metazoa; Arthropoda; Insecta; Orthoptera; Gryllidae
Source: the annotation of a GenBank genome assembly
AUGCCAGUGUUGCCCUCACAUCCUGGUCUCUGUGGAACAGCAUGUCCCUAUAGGUGCGAUGACCCGCUCAGUUUUGCAGAAAUUGAAUUUCGCUUACCUGGAGGAGCAACACAUACACAUUGCUUUACAGCAAGAACUACGAUUCACCAAGUCAGGGAAUACGUGCAGGCAAAUUUAGAACUACCUUUCGGAACAUGCAAGUUAGAUCUACAACCUUCACUGCUGCAGUCUCAAUAAUGGGAAGUGUGAUUCAAGUUUUAAUGUAUUUAAUGUCAACUAUAAUUAUAUAUUUGUAUGAAAACACAAUCAAACAUUUCUGUCACUAACGUUAAUGUUACAACAAAGAAUAAACAAGAAUAAGAUUUUCAUGAAGUUA